CUUGUCUUUGUGCAUCUCCCGCCCGGCGUCUGCCGAACGCUCCUUGUCCCGGACCUCUUCAUUCUUGCUUGCUCCCCGUUGCUGCUCGCUCAUUUGCUUCGCUCGCUUCUUGGUUUCAUGAGAACAACAUAGUCAAUCCCAUCAGCAUGAUUCACGACAUUUCGAAGGUCCCACCGCCUCGUUCAGUCUUCAAAUUCAAUUCCGAGUCCCAUUUCGUCAAGGUCGAGAACAUACCGAAGGAUGUCGACAGACAGGAGAUUUUGGCCCUCUUCAGCGCCCUGAUAGGCACAGUGCGAACCGUAGAAGAGCAAAAGGAUGCCUCCGGCAACACCAUCAUGCAACUUUCCUUCCAAGAUCGAGACGCCGCCAAGAAAGCCCUCUGCAUGAACGGCUAUACUGUCUCCGGGACGGCACUGAUCGUCACUCGCGGGCCCUCUACCGAUGGGCCAUCGAUGCAGUCAAAGUACCCGGAUAUGCGCCGUAACCUCUAUGUCUUGGGCCUUCCUUUUGCCCUCACGAAGUCCGAGUUCACCACAAUCUUUUCCAAGUACGGAACGGUCGCCCACUGUGUGAUUCUCGCCACCGUCGACAACGCAUCGCGACGCAGGGGCUUCGUGGUCAUGUCCACCCACGAAGAGGCGAAGAAUGCCAUGGUGAAUCUGUCGCGCACGCAAAUCAAAGGCCAUACGCUCGACAUUUCCUGGGCUGUCGUCCAGCGCUCGCAAGGCUUUCUUGACGGUGGUGACCGAGCCAUGUUCAUGGCCGACAACCCGGACUCCCGCAGCUCCUCAAUUCCCGGCGAUGCCGAGAACGACGCCCCGGACGACGGCUUCAAGCCCGUCGCUGCUCCUUUCGAGGCGAUGGAACCCGCUCUCAAGCCCCUUGGCGACUCUCGCUGUCGCUCGAUGAACUCUAUUGUCUCUCCGACUAUGCCUCACGCUGCGUCGCCUGUAGCUGCUUUGUCCGGACGCUCUCCCGCUCAAGACACUUCCGACCUCUCCGCCCACGAGCUCAGCUUGACUUCUACUGCGACGAUCCUCGUCACGAAUCUGCCCAGUGUUCUGUUCUCCUCAGCGGCGGAUCUGCGGCCUCUCCUCUGUCCCUUCGGUACCAUCAAGAAUCUGCAGGUCAUCAAGACGGGCUCCACACUUGCGACCCAGACCUCCGUCCUCAGUUCUAACCAGGCGUCCUCGCUCACCUGUACCCCGGCGUCUUCCCUCAGCAAUCCGGACCUCCAAGCUUCUGCCCUCUCGAAACACGGCACUGAGGAGAAGGAGAAUGUCGACCCAGCGCACGCUAAUGGGAGCAAUGCCUCGCAGGAGUCCACGACCACCGUUCUCGUCGAGUACCAGCACGCCGCCGAAGCCGAAGACGCAUACAAGACGCUCAAGGGACAGUCCUAUGCGCAAUUCUCCCUCGAAGUGCAGUAUUUGCGUCCUGUUGCGCCGGUCGGAGGAGAGACGCACGACGGAUUUUCGCCGCGUUAUGACGGGUAUUCCACGCGGAUGGAGGGAUAUGGCGGGCGAUUGGGAGGUCACGGCGGCAGACUCGAGGGCUAUGGCGGCAGACUCGAGGGCCACGGCGGCGGACGCUUCGACGGAGGGCGCAAGCUCCCGAAGAGCUACACGUCGUCGCCGCGCUUACCCUCCUCGCCUCACCUGACUUCCUCGCCGCACAUCUCGUCCUCGCCGUACCUGACCUCGUCCUCGUCCUCGCCGUACCUGUCGUCGUCCUCGCCGUACAUGACCUCGUCGCCCAACCUGCUUUCGUCGUCGCCCAAGCUGCUCUCGUCUCCGCAUAUGCCGUUCGCGUACGUUCAUCCGUCGGCGAUGUACGCGAACGCGAUGUCGCCCUCGUUCGUGGGGUGCGGGACGGCGUGUGUGGGUGGAGGUUUGCCUUGUGCGGGGGGCGGCGCGGCAGGUGGGGGCGGAGGCGCGGCAGGUGUGGGUGGAGGGUCGCCGGCGGUGGGCUCGCACUCGUCGUCCGUGGGCUCGCACUCGUCGUCCGUAGGCUCGCACACGCCAACUCCGGGAUCCCACUCGUCAUGCACGAAUAGUUCAUCUCCGUGCCCGCACGGAUGGCACGGUCCUACUGCCCCAGCGUGGCACGGGCCUACUGCCACCGCCCCAGCACCCUCCGGCCUCUUCUACAACGCGCCGCACUAUCUGGUCUCGCCGCACGAUCUGGUCUCGCCGCACGAUUUGGUCGCUCAGCAGGAUGGGGCGAUGGGGAAUGAUUAUUUCAGGUGCGUAUCCCGACCCUCCGCUUGAGUUUUCUUCGGCGUCUCUGCGUUGGAGUCACGUUAGUGGAUGCUUGGGAGUGAAUUGCAGGCUGAUGAUUAUCGACAGACGCAUGCCGGUGCUCCCUACGCAAGGCGGCCAGUUUGUGUAUCCUGCGUUCACGGCGCCGAUGCCUGCGGGGUAUGCUGGGUUCUGAGGCGGUUAUCGGCUACCGCGUCCUCGAUAUUCGAUUCCAGUAUAGUUCGGCAACGUCUGCGUACACGCCAGCGGCUCUGCCUCCUCACCUCCCGCCUGUCGCUCGUUCUCGAUCUCACUCGUGUACUCGUCACUUCCGACUUCGCUUUUCGACGCUAUCGACAUCGCUUUACAAGGUUCUCAACAUCGCUCUCGCCUGCACUUCGCACAUCGCUAUG
Messenger RNA from Schizophyllum commune H4-8, 2653 nucleotides. RefSeq lists its product as uncharacterized. The transcript has 8 exons. Gene Ontology annotation, molecular function: mRNA binding. Bases 147 to 2270 code for a protein of 707 amino acids. Lineage: Eukaryota; Fungi; Basidiomycota; Agaricomycetes; Agaricales; Schizophyllaceae. Gene Ontology annotation, cellular component: cytoplasm; nucleus. The record is from RefSeq and is a predicted model, not a curated record.